Molecule: messenger RNA, 379 nt
Organism: Oncorhynchus tshawytscha (Chinook salmon)
Lineage: Eukaryota; Metazoa; Chordata; Actinopteri; Salmoniformes; Salmonidae
Product: fibronectin type III domain-containing protein 3B-like
Exons: 2
Coding region: 56-379 (107 amino acids)
Source: RefSeq, a predicted model, not a curated record
CUCUCUCUCUCUCUCUCUCUCUCAAGGUAGGCCAGGCCAGUGUGUGUAUCCAUGAAUGUACGUCACCAUGAUGAUGACCGACCAGCUGAUGGACUUAGCUCCGCCUCCGCUGCUGAACGGGGAGCUGCCGCUGAUGCAACACAUGGUUAAUGGAGACGCAGCGCAACAGGUGAUCCUGGUACAGGUGAAUCCAGGGGAGACCUUCACCAUCAGAGCGGAGGACGGCUCGCUGCAAUGCAUCCAGGGUAGGUCACACGCUUAUGACAUCACAACCCUGAGCUUCAGUUACACCUGUCUCAUUUUGAUGACCUCAUCCCUGUUCUCUGUUGACAUCACAACACUGUGCUUAGCUAGAUGUGUGUGUGUGUGCUCACUCUGA